Messenger RNA from Colletotrichum karsti, 282 nucleotides. RefSeq lists its product as uncharacterized. Lineage: Eukaryota; Fungi; Ascomycota; Sordariomycetes; Glomerellales; Glomerellaceae. The transcript has 3 exons. The coding region runs from base 1 to 282 and encodes 93 amino acids. The record is from RefSeq and is a predicted model, not a curated record.
AUGAAGGCCUUCACCGUUCUCCUCAACCUUGCCAUGGCCGCCACCGCCAUCGCCGGUGCCGUUGACACCCGCGCCCUGGAGCCUGGUUUCGCUGAGCGUGCUUGCGGUACCACCGGCGCUCCUUGCACCAGCGGCGAUGACUGCUGCACCUACUGCGACCCCUACUCCGGCUGGACUUGCACCGACUCAACUAGAGCCUGUGUUGAGAAGGGCACUGUCCCUGCUCUCGGCGCCAACGACUGCUGCAGCUACAAGGUUGACUCUGCCGGCAAGUGCACUUAA